GAGGGACAUCUCCACGACGUCCCUGAAAGAGGCACCCGAAGAAAAGGCGCUUCCACUGUGCUGGAAGGCCGUGAAGCCUUUUAAGUCCGUCCUUGAACUCAAUAAAUACUUCCAGCCUAUAGUCCUUGGCUUCGUAAGUGGCAAGAGUCUAGCUCAAAUGGUGAUUCCCCCGGAGAAUUAUUUCAUCGUCACGGAAAAAGGCAACGCUUGCCUGGGUAUCCUCAAUGGAAAUGAUGUUGGUCUCAAGGACUUAAUCCUUAUCGGAGACAUAUCGAUGCAGGAUAUGAUAAUUGUUUACGAUAAUGAGAAUCAACGGAUUGGAUGGGCAACUGGCUGCAAUCGGCUCAUUUCUGGAAAUGCUGAAGAAUACGAAGUUGGAUUCCAGUUCCACGACGGUAUUUUUUCUCAGCUCCAAUUUGCGGGAAUUGGUGCUCUCCAAGAGUAGUCGAUUUAUUCAGUACAGUGCUCCAAGUAGGUUGUUAUUAGUGAAAUGUAGAUUGGUUGCAAAUAUCCUGUAUUUCAAUUCCUAAUGCAAUCACGUGAUCAUACAUGUUUAAACAAUUACAGAAUAAUUUUUUUGUUCACAAAUAUAACCGCCUUCUUAGAAAUGUGUGUAAAGUGCCAGCAAUUUUGCUGGAAGCGACUU
Molecule: messenger RNA, 646 nt
Organism: Phalaenopsis equestris
Lineage: Eukaryota; Viridiplantae; Streptophyta; Magnoliopsida; Asparagales; Orchidaceae
Product: aspartyl protease APCB1-like
Exons: 4
Source: RefSeq, a predicted model, not a curated record